GCGGCGGCGGCUCGCGCGGGCGCGCACGGCGGCCCCCAAGGCGCCGGAGAACCGCGGCCGGCGGGCGGGCAGGCAGAGCGGGCGCCUUGUGAGCUGCAGGGACCAGAUUAAAGAAUUUACCUGAAGACAAAGCAUUCUGUUCAUCAGAGACUGGACAAGAGUUACUCUUGCUUUUGGCAAUUAAAGAUGAUGUUGUCAUGGAAACAGUUGAUCCUGCUUUCAUUCAUUGGCUGCCUCAGAGGUGAGCUUCUCUUGCAAGGUCCAGUGUUUAUCAGAGAGCCCAGCAACAGCAUUUUCCCUGUGGGUUCAGAGGAUAAAAAAAUAACUUUAAAUUGUGAAGCAAGAGGCAACCCCUCACCUCAUUACAGAUGGCAGCUGAAUGGAAGUGAUAUUAAUCUGAAUAUGGAAUAUCGUUAUAAGUUGAAUGGAGGAAAUCUUGUGGUUAUUAACCCCAACAGAAAUUGGGAUACAGGAAGUUACCAGUGUUUUGCAACAAAUUCACUUGGAACAAUAGUCAGCAGAGAAGCUAAACUCCAGUUUGCCUAUCUUGAAAAUUUUAAAACCAAAAUGAGAAGUACGGUGUCCGUGCGUGAAGGCCAGGGAGUCGUCCUGCUCUGUGGCCCACCGCCACACUCUGGAGAACUGUCAUAUGCUUGGAUCUUCAAUGAAUAUCCAUCAUUUGUUGAAGAAGACAGUCGGAGAUUUGUCUCUCAAGAGACAGGCCACCUCUAUAUAGCCAAGGUUGAGCCGUCCGAUGUGGGUAAUUACACAUGUGUGGUGACAAGUACAGUGACGAACGCUAGGGUGCUGGGCUCCCCAACUCCUCUGGUGCUACGUUCUGAUGGUGUGAUGGGUGAAUAUGAACCAAAAAUAGAAGUGCAGUUUCCAGAAACUCUUCCAGCAGCUAAAGGUGCAACUGUGAAAUUGGAAUGUUUUGCUCUUGGAAAUCCUGUACCUCAGAUUAAUUGGAGGAGAAGUGAUGGACUGCCCUUUUCCAGUAAAAUUAAACUGAGGAAGUUCAAUGGUGUGCUUGAAAUCCCCAACUUCCAACAGGAAGAUACGGGUUCCUAUGAAUGCAUUGCUGAGAAUUCCCGAGGAAGAAAUGUCGCCAGAGGGCGUCUCACUUACUAUGCAAAGCCUCAUUGGAUUCAGCUCAUAAAAGAUGUAGAAAUAGCAGUGGAGGACAGUCUUUUUUGGGAAUGCCGGGCAAGUGGUAAGCCCAAACCCUCCUACCGAUGGUUGAAAAACGGAGAAGCCCUUGUGCUUGAGGAGAGAAUACAGAUAGAAAAUGGUGCCCUUACAAUAUCGAACCUAAACGUGACUGAUUCUGGCAUGUUCCAGUGCAUCGCAGAAAACAAACAUGGUCUCGUCUAUUCCAGUGCCGAACUUAAGGUUGUAGCUUCUGCUCCAGAUUUUUCAAAGACUCCAAUGAAAAAGUUGAUUCAGGUGCAGGUGGGCAGCAUGGUCAGCUUGGAUUGUAAACCUAGAGCCUCCCCCAAACCACUCUGUUCAUGGAAGAAAGGAGAUAUGAUCAUCCAGGAGAAUGAAAGAAUUUCUUUUUUAAAAGAUGGAGGACUUAAAAUAGCCAAUGUGACUAAAGCUGAUGUUGGAACUUACACCUGCACAGCAGAAAACCAGUUUGGAAAAGCAAAUGGCACAACGCACUUGGUUGUUACAGAACCAACACGAAUCACUUUGGCACCAUCCAACAUGGAUGUCUCGGUUGGUGAAAGUGUCAUUUUGCCCUGCCAAGUGCAGCAUGACCCCCUAUUAGACAUCAUGUUCACCUGGUAUUUCAAUGGGGCCCUCACCGAUUUUAAGAAAGAUGGAUCUCACUUUGAGAAAGUCGGUGGGAGUUCAUCUGGUGAUUUAAUGAUCAGAAACAUUCAGCUGAAACACAGUGGAAAAUAUGUGUGUAUGGUGCAGACGGGGGUGGACAGUGUUUCGUCUGCUGCCGACCUCAUCGUAAGAGGUUCACCUGGACCACCAGAAAAUGUGAAGGUAGAUGAAAUUACAGAUACCACAGCCCAACUCUCUUGGAAAGAAGGUACAGAUAACCAUAGCCCAGUUAUAUCCUAUUCUGUCCAGGCGAGGACACCUUUCUCCGUGGGUUGGCAGACUGCCACAACAGUGCCUGAGGUCAUUGAUGGGAAAACACACACAGCUACUGUAGUCGAGUUAAAUCCAUGGGUGGAAUACGAAUUUCGGGUUGUAGCCAGUAACAAAAUCGGAGGUGGAGAACCCAGUUUACCCUCAGAAAAAGUAAGAACUGAAGAGGCAGUUCCGGAAGUGCCUCCUUCAGAAGUCAGUGGAGGAGGUGGAAGCCGGUCUGAGCUGGUGAUAACUUGGGAUCCAGUUCCCGAAGAACUACAGAACGGUGAAGGUUUUGGUUAUGUUGUUGCCUUCCGCCCUCUUGGAGUUACCAACUGGAUCCAGACAGUGGUCACAUCUCCUGAUACCCCAAGAUAUGUCUUUAGGAAUGAAAGCAUCAUGCCAUUUUCACUGUAUGAAGUUAAAGUGGGUGUUUAUAAUAACAAAGGUGAAGGACCAUUUAGCCCGGUGACAACAGUGUUCUCUGCUGAAGAAGAGCCUACAAUAGCUCCGUCUCAAGUGUCUGCAAAUAGCCUAUCUUCCUCAGAAAUUGAAGUGUCAUGGAAUACCAUUCCUUGGAAGUUAAGCAAUGGACAUUUACUUGGCUAUGAGGUACGUUACUGGAAUAAUGGAGAAGAAGAAUCAUCAAGCAAAGUGAAAGUGGCGGGAAAUGAGACUUCAGCCAGACUCCGGGGCUUGAAGAGUAAUCUGGCAUAUUACACAGCUGUCCGGGCUUACAACAGCGCUGGUGCUGGGCCCUUUAGCACCACAGUGAAUGCAACUACAAAGAAAACUCCUCCCAGUCAGCCACCAGGAAAUGUUGUUUGGAAUGCUACAGACACUAAAGUGUUACUUAAUUGGGAACAAGUUAAAGCAACGGAGAACGAAUCAGAAGUAACGGGAUACAAAGUGUUCUAUAGGACUAGCAGUCAAAAUAAUGUACAAGUGCUGAACACAAAUAAGACGUCAGCAGAACUUUUGUUGCCCAUUAAAGAGGACUACAUUAUUGAAGUUAAGGCCACCACGGAUGGAGGGGAUGGAGCCAGUAGCGAACAGAUCAGGAUUCCAAGGAUAACCAAUAUGGAUGCAAGAGGUUCUACUUCAGCCAUCUCAAAUGUCCACGCUGUGUCAAGUUAUAUACCUGUAGUAUUCUUUAUUGUAAAUGCCUUGUGGUGAUACUAACUUUUUUUUUUAUUUACUAGAAAGUUAAUUGGUUACAGAAAAAGUGCUUUCAUGAAAUGCGGUGGUUAUGCAUGUUUUUUUUUUCCACUCUGUAUUUUUAACUUUCUAUAGGUAAAAUGUGAAUAUAAUAAAAAAAAACAGUAAAUCCUUUUAGGGGAAUCUGAAAUGCCUUAAUAUUUACUUGAUAAACCAAAGGAAUUUACAUAUUACCUACAUUAGACUUUUGAUAAAGAUCUUCAUAAGCUAUGAUUUUAAGCACUGCCUAUGGAUAGACUCACGUGCUCUCAUGUGUAUACGCACACACUCAUGCGCACACGUGUUCGUUUGUCUGUUUUUUUAAUGUAGAAAAACUCAUUUAAUCCAAACGUUAUUUUCCCAUGAUAACAGCAUUGCUCAGAAGACUUAAUCAGUAUUAUUUUGAUAUGCUCAUUUGAAAUACUCAAGGGUGAAAAUACAUUUUUUAAAUUACCCUGUUUGGAAGAGGGUGCAUGUGAUUCAAAAGAAUGUUGGAAAGUGCUACACCAGAGGUGGGAACAGUGCUGUUUUGUUUAGGCAUGACAAAGUUGUGAGAUUCUUUACAAAUCACCUUGCUCUCUCCAGUUGUCAAUUUUUCAUCUACAGAAUGUGGAGAUAAUACCCAGCAUACCUGCCCCUGCCCCAUGCAUUGUUUGUUAAGAGAUAAAGAAGGGAAUGUGAAAGUGUUUUGUUACCCUUAACAUGCUGAAUCUGUGCAAAAUAUUAAUAAGAAUUUAUUUAACCAUAUAAAAGUCAUACGGACCAGCCACUUUUUUACAGCUUGCAUUCUAUUAUGGGUAAUGCUUUCUUUUUUUCAAUGAUAUUAUAAAAUUGAAAUGAUUCCAUUUUAUUCUUUCUCAUAUAUUAAAAAAAAUUAAAAAGUAAUUGUUUCCUUCACAUCUGCGAACAAGCUUUCAGGUUUUAUUAAAAUAUGGUGGAGAAAAUAAGGAAUGACCUGACUCUCAACUCAAAUAUUAAACAAAAUUCACACAAUUCUUCAUUUCCAAUUUCUGAUUCCAUUCAGGGACCCUUUCUUUUUUGGAUGGUGGAGAUAGUUUUUUAAUGAAAUCCAACCGUCUAUCAGAGUGAGUCUGGCAGGCUUUUUAGUUCCUGAGUUAAAUUUGUAAUAGAACCACGGCAAUGCUGCUGACUUUGAUAUGUAUGACUCAGUCUUUCAAUAUGUGGUUUUCAAAAGAUUGUUGAAGACAUGACUUCAUAGCAAUAUGUAAAGUAUAUAUGAAAAUCGACAGAUUGAGUGUUAGACAUUGCAAAAUCAAUUUUUUACCUCUUUCCUACCAAUUUCACAUUUUGCAGGAACUUGUUCUUCUUUACAAAGAUAGAAUUUGAAACCAACAGUUCAGACAUCAAAAAAGGAUAGAAAUUAGCAAAAUUCUGAUACCAUCAUGAAAUAUUGCUUUAUGUUGAAAGAUUACAUUUGAGAUAAAGUCAUUAUACACAAAAGAGAAAAAUAUUUAUAAUUUUCUCUGCAAGGUCUGUAUAUAUUGUAUAUAUCUAGAAAAAAUCUGGGUGACUAGUAGAUUUCAUAUGACCAUUGUUAUUUCCAGUCAAAAAGCGGGGAAACACUUUCUCCAAUACCUGUAUUUUAUGCUACAUGUAAUGGAGUUGUACCUUUUUAUUAUUUAGUAAUUCUGAUAAUAUGUUCCUAUACUUUCCAUUUUCAAGAUGAUUACUCUAUUGUUUCCUGGCGUUUGUAGCAAUAUAUCUCCAUGAGAUAUGUACUUUGUUUCAUAUUGAAAAGUAUAAAAUUUAUCUUUAAAUUCUGUGUGUGUAUCCUAUGGUUAUCUGUAUGUAUUAUUUUCUAUUAUUCGAA
Zalophus californianus (California sea lion) is the source of this 5119-nucleotide messenger RNA. RefSeq names its product contactin 3 (gene CNTN3). The record is from RefSeq and is a predicted model, not a curated record. The coding region runs from base 187 to 3267 and encodes 1026 amino acids. Gene Ontology annotation, molecular function: cell-cell adhesion mediator activity. The transcript is spliced from 23 exons. Gene Ontology annotation, biological process: brain development; cell-cell adhesion. Lineage: Eukaryota; Metazoa; Chordata; Mammalia; Carnivora; Otariidae.